Necator americanus (New World hookworm) is the source of this 261-nucleotide messenger RNA. RefSeq lists its product as uncharacterized. Bases 1 to 261 code for a protein of 86 amino acids. NCBI's taxonomy places the organism in Eukaryota, Metazoa, Nematoda, Chromadorea, Rhabditida, Ancylostomatidae. The transcript is spliced from 2 exons. The record is from RefSeq and is a predicted model, not a curated record.
AUGUUCAGCGUCGAUCCAGAAAUUUGCUUGUCUGCCUCUCUGGGAGGUGAGCCUAGUGUGGUGCGAGAGGCUGAAAAGACCGUCGGCGGCGGAUACGCAGACCACCGUCAGCGAACGAGGGAGGGCGUGGAAUGUAUGUGCGCUGGUGGCCAUACGUUCGAAGCAGCAUGUGGAUCGGCGGAGUGUGUCGAUGUUAAACAAGACCGCUAUGACGAGGCGAAGGAAUUAUGGGCGACUCUUUCACAGGAGACUAACAACUAA